AUGGUCAAGGCUAGCUUCAUCUCCGCCGGCUUGCUGGCACUAUGCAUUGCCAUCGCCACCGCCCCUCAGCCUGUGGCCGGUGACUGGCUGCAGGACUUCACAAAGGGAGGCAGCAAAACCUUCGAUGCUGCCUUCAAGUCGUGGUCCGACUCUGACCUCCGCACCUACCUCCUCGACCGAGGCAUCAUCGCCCCUUACACCACCGGCGAGCAGCUGCGCCAGUUGGCCGUCCAGGACUACGAGAAGAUCGCUUCCUCGGCCUCCUCUGCCACCGGCGCCGCUCAGACGGCUGCUUCCUCGCAGCUCAGCGCCGCUGCCAGCGCCGCCUCGUCCGUCAACUCUGCUGUAAGCUCCUACGCCGUUGAAGCUGGCAAGUCGGCCUCGAGCGUGGCACUGACCGACCUCUACUACCCUGCCUCCAAAUCUGCCGCCUCGCUCGGCUCACAGGCCUCCUCGUACGCUUCCGCCGCUGCGGCCUCGGCGACCAGCCUCGGCAAGGACGCCGCCUCUUCCGUGUCCAGCGCAGGCAAGGGCGCUGCCUCCUCCGUCUCCAGCGCGGGCAGAGAUGCCUCCGCCUCUGCCUCUUCGCUCAGCAAGAACGCUCCUGGCGCCUCGGACGUCUCCAAGAGCGCCCAGUCGGCCGCCACCCAGGCCAGCAAGAGCGGCAACUCGGUCUACAACGCUGCCUCCAAGAGCGGUAGCUCGGCCUACGCCCAAGCCUCGCAGGCCGUCAGCAGGGCCAUCGACGACAGCACCGACUACGUCUACUCUUCGUGGAACGACAACGACCUCCGCUCGUACCUCGAGAAGCAGGGUCUGAUCAAGACCAAGACGCAGGCCACGCGCGACGAGCUGCUGGAGAAGAUGCGGGGUGCGUACAGCUCCACCGUCAACGCUCCCUACGAAGCCUACUCGGACAGCUACCUGCACAACUGGCUCGUCGACCACGGCAUCAUCAAGUCGCCUGCCGAGAAGACACGCGACGAGUACCUCGCCCUUGCCAAGGACUACUACACUACUGGCACCGAGAACGUCUACGACACGUGGAAGGAGUCGGAUCUCCGCAACUGGCUCAUCUCGAACAACGUGAUCAAGUCGGACUACCAGGCCAAGCGGGACGACUACCUGGAUCUGGUGCGCAAGAACUACAACUCUGCCGAGAGCAGCGUGUGGUCGAGCUGGACGGACAGCGACCUGCGCAGCUGGCUGAUCCAGAAUGGAUGGCUCAAGUCGGACGCCCAGGCUAAGCGGGAUGAGCUGCUCAAGCUCGCCCAGAAGCACGGCAGCGAGGUGAGCAAGGAGGCCAAGGAGUAUGUUUCGUGGAGCGACGCUAGGCUGAGGGAGUAUCUCAGGAGCUCGGGUAUGCCCUUGGAGUCGAUCCCCAAGAAGCGCGACCAGCUGCUGCGUGAGAUGCGCGCCCGCUACACGGGCCACCGCGGCAUCUUUAGCUACAUCAAGGAUGGUGUUCGCCAGGCGUACUUUGGCGUUCAGGACAUCCUGGGUAAGGGCGAGCAGGGGGCUGCCCACGCUAGUGUGAGCGCUUCGUCGGCUGCUAGUGCUGCUUCCGCUUCGGCUGCCAAAGCUACUGCUCGUGCCAAGGAUGAGUUCUAG
Molecule: messenger RNA, 1611 nt
Organism: Kalmanozyma brasiliensis GHG001
Lineage: Eukaryota; Fungi; Basidiomycota; Ustilaginomycetes; Ustilaginales
Product: Stress-responsive protein Ish1
Exons: 2
Coding region: 1-1611 (536 amino acids)
Source: RefSeq, a predicted model, not a curated record